This is a messenger RNA of Pan troglodytes (chimpanzee), 3852 nucleotides long. RefSeq names its product nucleolin (gene NUCLEOLIN). The transcript is spliced from 14 exons. Lineage: Eukaryota; Metazoa; Chordata; Mammalia; Primates; Hominidae. The record is from RefSeq and is a predicted model, not a curated record. The coding region runs from base 1284 to 3419 and encodes 711 amino acids. Gene Ontology annotation, molecular function: RNA binding.
GGUUCAUGCGCCUCGGCCUCCCAAAAUGCUGGGAUUGCGGAUCUGAGCCACCGCGCCCGGCCUGAGGUGAUUUUUAACAAGUACAGCCGUAGCUGCAGAUAUCCUGGUUCUGUAGGAACAAUGAGGUAUGGAUGGAUCCAUAGCUGGACCUAUGGAUGGGAUGGAUCCCCGGUAGGCCCUGGACAGAGGGAAAUGCUCUGGUUUUCGAGUGAGACCCACCCACAAAGCUAACCGUGGAAGUCACUGGCGGCCUCCUUCGCCCUGCCGCCGGGGAACCCUGCCGGUGGCUCUCGACCUGCUCCCGGGCCAUCUGGUGACACUGACUUCGCAGCCACCACCUUAAUUGGCGCAUUCGACCCAAAUAAUAACCAGGGAACCUGUGGGCGGUCAAAGGCCCGGCUCUGCGGUCGGCCCUCCCAGGCCCCUCUCCCUGCCCUGUGAGGCCAGAAAGUUACUUCUCCGAGGCCGUUCCCCAUGUCGAGAAAUAUCUCCCGCUUGAGGUUCUGUGGGGUAGGGGAGGUUCGUGCAUUUCUCACAGAAAACCUCGCACAGACCCGCGACUGCCUUUAUUAACAGCUCUCAGGAGACUGCCUGCAGCCGGGGGUGCCUCCGGCCCCAUGCUCGCGGGCAAGCAGGGCUACGCUGUGCCUCCAAAAGGGCCAACGGGAACUCUGCGGUCCCUGAACUUCCGGUGCUGGCGGACUCCUCGCUCCAGGGCCACCAGAAGCCGCGGCGUGAGUGCGUGCCGGGACCGAGCGCGGGGUAUCUAAGGAACUCCAAGGCUGCCCGAGCCUACGGACCCAGCCACAUUGGCGAACCGGAGACCGCCCGAUUCCACCACCCCCUCGCUCCCCUCACAGCCGGCGCCAAAAACGCCAGUCCCACGACGCAGGCCGGGACCCGCGCGCCCACGGCCCAAUCAGCGCGGGCCUUGCACAAAGCGAGCCCCGCCCCCACGGCGCCGUUGCCAGCCCCUCCCCCUCCCGUGGCCGCCUCGGCCCGCCUACUCCCCGCCCCGCGCCGUUCACGGUUAGAGGCUCGCGAUUGGCUCAUGGGGACGGCCGCGAGCUUUGGUUGGUCGGCGCGGAGUCACGAGGGCGCCGUCGUCGCCUUUCCACAGGCGAUUACUGGGCAGGCUCAGUCUUUCGCCUCAGUCUCGAGCUCUCGCUGGCCUUCGGGUGUACGUGCUCCGGGAUCUUCAGCACCCGCGGCCGCCAUCGCCGUCGCUUGGCUUCUUCUGGACUCAUCUGCGCCACUUGUCCGCUUCACACUCCGCCGCCAUCAUGGUGAAGCUCGCGAAGGCAGGUAAAAAUCAAGGUGACCCCAAGAAAAUGGCUCCUCCUCCAAAGGAGGUAGAAGAAGAUAGUGAAGAUGAGGAAAUGUCAGAAGAUGAAGAAGAUGAUAGCAGUGGAGAAGAGGUCGUCAUACCUCAGAAGAAAGGCAAGAAGGCUGCUGCAACCUCAGCAAAGAAGGUGGUAGUUUCCCCAACAAAAAAGGUUGCAGUUGCCACACCAGCCAAGAAAGCAGCUGUCACUCCAGGCAAAAAGGCAGCAGCAACACCUGCCAAGAAGACAGUUACACCAGCCAAAGCAGUUACCACACCUGGCAAGAAGGGAGCCACACCAGGCAAAGCAUUGGUAGCAACUCCUGGUAAGAAGGGUGCUGCCAUCCCAGCCAAGGGGGCAAAGAAUGGCAAGAAUGCCAAGAAGGAAGACAGUGAUGAAGAGGAGGAGGAUGACAGUGAGGAGGAUGAGGAGGAUGACGAGGACGAGGAUGAGGAUGAAGAUGAAAUUGAACCAGCAGCGAUGAAAGCAGCAGCUGCUGCCCCUGUCUCAGAGGAUGAGGACGAUGAGGAUGACGAAGAUGAUGAGGAUGACGAUGACGAUGAGGAAGAUGACUCUGAAGAAGAAGCUAUGGAGACUACACCAGCCAAAGGAAAGAAAGCUGCAAAAGUUGUUCCUGUGAAAGCCAAGAACGUGGCUGAGGAUGAAGAUGAAGAAGAGGAUGAUGAGGACGAGGAUGACGACGACGACGAAGAUGAUGAUGAAGAUGAUGAUGAUGAAGAUGAUGAGGAGGAGGAAGAAGAGGAGGAGGAAGAGCCUGUCAAAGAAGCACCUGGAAAACGAAAGAAGGAAAUGGCCAAACAGAAAGCAGCUCCUGAAGCCAAGAAACAGAAAGUGGAAGGCACAGAACCGACUACGGCUUUCAAUCUCUUUGUUGGAAACCUAAACUUUAACAAAUCUGCUCCUGAAUUAAAAACUGGUAUCAGCGAUGUUUUUGCUAAAAAUGAUCUUGCUGUUGUGGAUGUCAGAAUUGGUAUGACUAGGAAAUUUGGUUAUGUGGAUUUUGAAUCUGCUGAAGACCUGGAGAAAGCGUUGGAACUCACUGGUUUGAAAGUCUUUGGCAAUGAAAUUAAACUAGAGAAACCAAAAGGAAAAGACAGUAAGAAAGAGCGAGAUGCGAGAACACUUUUGGCUAAAAAUCUCCCUUACAAAGUCACUCAGGAUGAAUUGAAAGAAGUGUUUGAAGAUGCUGCAGAGAUCAGAUUAGUCAGCAAGGAUGGGAAAAGUAAAGGGAUUGCUUAUAUUGAAUUUAAGACAGAAGCUGAUGCAGAGAAAACCUUUGAAGAAAAGCAGGGAACAGAGAUCGAUGGGCGAUCUAUUUCCCUGUACUAUACUGGAGAGAAAGGUCAAAAUCAAGACUAUAGAGGUGGAAAGAAUAGCACUUGGAGUGGUGAAUCAAAAACUCUGGUUUUAAGCAACCUCUCCUACAGUGCAACAGAAGAAACUCUUCAGGAAGUAUUUGAGAAAGCAACUUUUAUCAAAGUACCCCAGAACCAAAAUGGCAAAUCUAAAGGGUAUGCAUUUAUAGAGUUUGCUUCAUUCGAAGACGCUAAAGAAGCUUUAAAUUCCUGUAAUAAAAGGGAAAUUGAGGGCAGAGCAAUCAGGCUGGAGUUGCAAGGACCCAGGGGAUCCCCUAAUGCCAGAAGCCAGCCAUCCAAAACUCUGUUUGUCAAAGGCCUGUCUGAGGAUACCACUGAAGAGACAUUAAAGGAGUCAUUUGACGGCUCCGUUCGGGCAAGGAUAGUUACUGACCGGGAAACAGGGUCCUCCAAAGGGUUUGGUUUUGUAGACUUCAACAGUGAGGAGGAUGCCAAAGCUGCCAAGGAGGCCAUGGAAGACGGUGAAAUUGAUGGAAAUAAAGUUACCUUGGACUGGGCCAAACCUAAGGGUGAAGGUGGCUUCGGGGGUCGUGGUGGAGGCAGAGGCGGCUUUGGAGGACGAGGUGGUGGUAGAGGAGGCCGAGGAGGAUUUGGUGGCAGAGGCCGGGGAGGCUUUGGAGGGCGAGGCGGCUUCCGAGGAGGCAGAGGAGGAGGAGGUGACCACAAGCCACAAGGAAAGAAGACGAAGUUUGAAUAGCUUCUGUCCCUCUGCUUUCCCUUUUCCAUUUGAAAGAAAGGACUCUGGGGUUUUUACUGUUACCUGAUCAAUGACAGAGCCUUCUGAGGACAUUCCAAGACAGUAUACAGUCCUGUGGUCUCCUUGGAAAUCCGUCUAGUUAACAUUUCAAGGGCAAUACCGUGUUGGUUUUGACUGGAUAUUCAUAUAAACUUUUUAAAGAGUUGAGUGAUAGAGCUAACCCUUAUCUGUAAGUUUUGAAUUUAUAUUGUUUCAUCCCAUGUACAAAACCAUUUUUUCCUACAAAUAGUUUGGGUUUUGUUGUUGUUUCUUUUUGUUUUUUUGUUUUUUUCUUUUGCGUUCGUGGGGUUGUAAAAGAAAAGAAAGCAGAAUGUUUUAUCAUGGUUUUUGCUUCAGCGGCUUUAGGACAAAUUAAAAGUCAACUCUGGUGCCA